UACCUUUUGCCGGGUCUGAAAGUGCCUUUUGUUGCAGUUCUCUUAUACGAUCCACUCGAAAAACAUGUUUAAUGUUAAAGCUUUUAUCUUUAUUAUAUUGUGUGUCUUUCCAAUAUGGAGCUUUAUAGAAAUUUACGACACUGAGCAUGCUCAACAACAAUUGGCGGAAGAAAUGAGCGAAAUCAGCGUAAUAGCUAAAGCUCAGCAAUUGAUUGAUAAAAUGAAGGAUGGAGUGGGAGGAUCAACAAUAGCAAUUCACCAUCCCAGUGGUAAGAAAUUCAUUCAUAGAAACCGCUGGAUCUUCACUUGUCAAGGCGAGGUAUCAAAAGAAAAUGGACAUUGUAAUGGAAACGCAUUAGAAUCCUUAACAGCCUUCAAGCCUAUGAAACAAUCCGAUUUCUGUUUCAUUAAAAACUACAAUUCCAUCAACGAGACACUUUGUUUAUCAUCGCACCCUGUAAAGAUGGUCUUCGAGAACAACACCAUAAUUUGUGAACCCACCACUGAAUUCUUUCCAACUUUGGACAUCGAAAUUGAGGACUACAUCAAACUUUGCGAGAAUAUUUCUGCUAAUGUCACUUAUAUAUAUUAUGGAAAUCAGAGUGAUCCUGACCAUAUCCAAAUUCCUAAUGAGAAUAUAAGAGUAAAAUGUGAAAAUCAUUUGAAAGAAUCAGAUAACUCUAGCUCUAGAUCAGUAACAACUAAAAAGAUCUUGAAGGAAUAUGAUUCUGCCAUUAAUAAAACAGGUAUAUGUGUCUUUACCGAACAAGAUAAAGUCGUUUUGAAGCUGCUCGAAUAUCUACAGUUGUAAAUUGAUUUAAAUGUACAAGAAUUGUUAGUACAAAACUAUUAUUAUUAUGUAUAUUAGAUUUUAGAGUGCAAUUUUUAUAAUAGCAUACCAAUAUUUGUAGAAAAAUAACUUCUAACAAAAAUAUAAUAGUUUUAUUAAUUUUAUAUUUUGUUUUUAAUAUAUAGGAGUUUUCAAAUGAAUAGUCUUGGAGAAUAAUUAUCGAGUGUAUGCAACCAAAAAUUCUGUUACAGAGAUAUUGAAAUCGUAAAUAUUUUCUGUGAAAAAGUCAGUUUUUAACUCUGUAAUAGUUUUAUUUGGAAUUAAAACCUGAAAUUAAUGUAGGUAUUAUGUUCAUAAAAAAGA
This is a messenger RNA of Sitophilus oryzae (rice weevil), 1153 nucleotides long. RefSeq lists its product as uncharacterized. Lineage: Eukaryota; Metazoa; Arthropoda; Insecta; Coleoptera; Curculionidae. The coding region runs from base 65 to 811 and encodes 248 amino acids. The record is from RefSeq and is a predicted model, not a curated record. The transcript is spliced from 3 exons.